CCUCUUCAUUACCAAUUCUACACGGGAGCGCAUCUUACUACUAUCUGUUGGCAAUUCAUUUCAAAAUGCCAUCCAAGGAAUCCAAAUCUGGAAUUCCCAUUCAGCCCGUUCCUGAGAAGCGCGGCUACGAGUUCGGUGGACCGCUCGGGGCUUUUGGAAUUAUCUUCGGUCUCCCUGUUCUGAUUUACGGCUUCACAUUUCUGUGUAACGACGUCUCCGGUUGUCCUGCACCAUCGCUGCUUCACCCGUCCUCCCUGACCCUCGAUGCGUUGAAACAAGAAAUUGGCUGGCCGGAAGGAGGGAUCGCGGCAUUCUAUGAUACACAGGUCACUUUGGGAGUGCUGAGUUAUUAUUUAUUGAGCCUUCUGUUGUAUGUGUUCCUGCCUGGCCAUGAGGUCGAGGGUACGGAGUUGGCUUGCGGGGGAAGACACAAAUACAAGUUCAAUGCGUUUUUGUCGGCCGUUUUGAUUCUCUCGGGCUGUGGUGUCGGCACAUACCUGUACGGGGCGGAUUUCGUGGUCUGGACUUUCCUAUGGGACAACUACCCGCAGGUCAUCACGGCCAACCUGGUGAUCUGCACCGUGAUCGCGAUCUUCGUUUAUGUUACGAGCUUUACCGUUCCCUCGCCCGGUGAGAUGAACCCCAAUCUCCGGCAAUUGGCUCCCGGCGGACACACCGGCAAUGUCCUGUACGAUUUCUUCAUCGGACGCGAACUGAACCCUCGUAUACGGUUGCCUAUCCCGUUUGUCAGUGAGAGCUCGCGCACCAUCGACAUCAAGGUCUGGAACGAGAUGAGACCCGGUCUGCUUGGAUGGAUCAUUCUAAACCUAUCGAACAUCGCCCGCCAGUACCGGGAAUAUGGCUACAUCACCGACUCGAUCGUCCUGGUCACCGUCUUCCAGGCAUUCUACGUUCUAGACGGCCUCUACAUGGAGCCCGCACUCUUGACCACCAUGGACGUCAUCAUGGACGGUUUCGGCUUCAUGCUUUCCUUCGGAGACCUCGUCUGGGUGCCCUUCAUCUACAACUUCCAAACCCGCUACCUCGCCAUGUUCCCCUUCGAGCUCGGCCUCCAAGGUCUUGCAAUGGUCCUCGGCGUCACCGCAAUCGGCUACUCGAUCUUCCGCGGCGCCAACAACCAAAAGAACCGUUUCCGCACCAACCCCAACGAUCCCCGCUGCAAGAACCUCAAGUACAUCGAGACUAAGAGCGGCUCCAAGCUCAUGAUUUCCGGCUGGUGGGGUCUUGCUCGCCACAUUAACUACCUGGGUGACUGGACUAUGUCGUGGGCUUACUGCCUGCCUACCGGUAUUGCGGGUUUCGUCAUGGUGCAGAGUGUGAACCCGGCUACUGGUGCUGUGCAGAAGCAGGCUGUGCAGACGCCUGAGGCUCGUGGGUGGGGUAUGGUUUUCACUUACUUCUACAUGCUUUACUUUGGUGUCUUGCUUGUUCACCGUGAAAUGCGGGAUGAGGAGAAGUGCAAGAAGAAGUAUGGAGCUGACUGGGAUCGGUAUACGUCGUUGGUUCGCAGCCGGAUCAUCCCUGGCAUCUACUAAGACCAGCGAUGUAUAUGCAUACGGGGUCUAAUAGGUAAUUUCGGUUCUUGUCUAUGGAUUCACAGUCCAGCUAUCUGCCAGGAGACAAAAGUUUUGUACCAUUAGUCAUUGGUUAAUCUUCUCGUUAAUAUAAUUCGUAAUCACUGCACAUUAAUGCGAACACUUCUGCUUCUUGGGAUCAAUCAAAACAUCUAUCCCCCAUUCCUCAUCCCCCGAAUUUGGGACCCAUCCUUUCAAGACUUUCCUGGCAUCUUUAAUAGCCUGUCCUCUUGCUUUCAAAGCCCCUCCGAUAUACUCUGGAACACUCUUAAACUCAUCAUACGUAGCCGCCGCAAGAACAUCCCUCCAUAAAGCACCUCCCCCAUACCCAUCCCCAUUCCGCCCUAAAACCAAGACAUCCCUAACAACCCCCCACAACCUCGCCCUGCACAACGCACUCGCCCCCCUCGCCAGCGGCGCCAACGCCCGAUUCCCCUGCU
Molecule: messenger RNA, 2035 nt
Organism: Aspergillus ruber CBS 135680
Lineage: Eukaryota; Fungi; Ascomycota; Eurotiomycetes; Eurotiales; Aspergillaceae
Gene: erg24B
Product: c-14 sterol reductase
Exons: 3
Coding region: 66-1556 (496 amino acids)
Biological process (GO): ergosterol biosynthetic process
Cellular component (GO): endoplasmic reticulum membrane
Molecular function (GO): Delta14-sterol reductase activity
Source: RefSeq, a predicted model, not a curated record